AUGGCAGAUAUUGAGGGAUUCCCCGGAAGCUCCAUGCAUGGAGUCACAGGAAGAGAACCAGCCUUUGCUUUCGCUGUUACUUCAACCGUCGUUCCAACUGAUACCUCUGCAAAAUUUGCUUUACCUGUUGAUUCUGAACACAAGGCCAAAGUGUUAAAACUUUUCUCCUUCGCUGCACCCCACAUGAGAACAUUUCACUUAUCCUGGAUUUCCUUCUUCACUUGCUUUGUCUCCACUUUCGCUGCAGCUCCACUCAUUCCUAUCAUUCGUGAUAACCUUAAUUUAACGAAGGUAGAUAUUGGUAAUGCUGGGGUUGCUUCUGUUUCUGGGAGUAUAUUCUCCAGGCUUGUAAUGGGUGCAGUCUGUGACCUUUUGGGGCCUAGAUAUGGCUGUGCAUUUUUAAUCAUGCUUUCAGCUCCUACAGUAUUCUGUAUGUCAUUUAUCUCAUCUGCUGGAGGGUAUAUUGCAGUUCGUUUUAUGAUUGGGUUUUCUUUAGCAACCUUUGUGUCGUGCCAAUACUGGAUGAGCACUAUGUUUAACAGUAAGAUUAUUGGGCUCGCCAAUGGAACUGCGGCUGGAUGGGGUAACAUGGGAGGAGGGGCAACUCAACUAUUGAUGCCUAUCGUUUAUGAUAUCAUUCGACGCGCUGGAGCAACUCCUUUCACAGCAUGGAGAAUAGCCUUCUUCAUCCCCGGGUGGCUUAAUGUGAUAAUGGGAAUUUUGGUCUUAACCCUCGGCCAAGACUUGCCUGAUGGGAAUCUAAGCAGCUUGCAUAAGAAGGGUGACGUUGCAAAAGAUAAAUUCUCAAAGGUGGUGUUUUAUGCCAUCAUUAACUAUAGAACAUGGAUCUUUGUCCUCCUCUAUGGCUAUUCCAUGGGUGUUGAAUUGUCUAUUGACAACGUCAUCGCAGAAUACUUUUUCGAUAGGUUUAACCUUAAACUUCACACAGCUGGAAUCAUUGCCGCUAGCUUCGGAAUGUCGAAUCUCGUUUCUCGUCCCUUUGGUGGAUUUGCUUCAGACAAAGCUGCGGUUUACUUUGGCAUGAGGGGUAGACUCUGGGUGCUUUGGAUCCUUCAAACCAUGGGAGGGGCCUUCUGUAUUUGGCUUGGCCGAGCCAAUACACUUCCCAUAGCUGUUUUGGCAAUGAUCCUCUUCUCAAUUGGAGCUCAAGCCGCUUGUGGUGCAACCUUCGGCAUCAUCCCCUUCAUUUCUCGACGUUCUCUAGGAAUUAUAUCAGGAUUAACAGGUGCAGGUGGCAACUUUGGAUCCGGGUUGACUCAGUUGAUGUUCUUCUCUACUACGAGAUUCACCACUGCUGAAGGUCUAACAUGGAUGGGAGUUAUGACUGUUGCUUGCACUCUUCCUGUUGCACUUGUACAUUUCCCCCAGUGGGGAAGCAUGUUCUUGCCGCCCUCAAAAGAUGUGGUGAAAUCUACAGAAGAACAUUAUUAUGCCUCCGAGUGGAACGAGGAAGAAAAACAGAAUGGUUUGCAUCAAGGUAGUCUCAGGUUCGCCGAGAACAGCCGCUCCGAGCGUGGCAGACGUGUUGCCUCCGCACCAACGCCCCCAAACACAACCCCUGCCCGUGAUUAGUUCACCAUGCACAAGCGAGAUCAAAAUAAUAUAUGGUUCAAGUAGAAAAACCAGACAUGUAGCCUUACUCAUGCUUCUGCUCGUGUUGUCCUUUCAUUCCAUGAAAUAAAUUUGCCAUUUAUGGUAAUACAUAAGUAAAUUGUAAU
Molecule: messenger RNA, 1739 nt
Organism: Mangifera indica (mango)
Lineage: Eukaryota; Viridiplantae; Streptophyta; Magnoliopsida; Sapindales; Anacardiaceae
Product: high-affinity nitrate transporter 2.1-like
Exons: 3
Coding region: 1-1593 (530 amino acids)
Biological process (GO): cellular response to nitrate; nitrate transmembrane transport
Cellular component (GO): plant-type vacuole membrane; plasma membrane
Molecular function (GO): nitrate transmembrane transporter activity
Source: RefSeq, a predicted model, not a curated record